UUUGCGCAUGCGCGUUGUAUGAUGACAGUUCCAUAGCAACCGCUGAGGAUAACAUGGCAAAAUCAACCACGAUUAAAGAGGCUCUGGCCAAGUGGGAGGAGAAAUCAGGAGAAAAAGCAGGUGAUGCCAAAGAGGUGAAGCUCUAUGGCCAAAUCCCACCUAUUGAAAAGAUGGAUGCGUCUCUCUCCACCCUCACUAACUGCGAGAAACUGUCCUUGUCAACCAACUGUAUUGAAAAAAUCGCCAACCUGAAUGGAUUAAAGAACCUCAAAAUAUUAUCCUUGGGUCGUAACAACAUCAAAAACCUUAACGGACUAGAGGCAAUAGGGGAUACGUUGGAGGAACUGUGGAUCUCCUACAAUCUCAUAGACAAGCUAAAAGGGAUCCAUGUAAUGAAGAAGCUCCGUGUCUUGUACAUGUCCAACAACUUGGUCAAAGAGUGGGGGGAGUUUGUGAAACUGGCAGAGCUUUUAACACUGGUAGACCUGGUGUUUGUGGGCAACCCUUUAGAAGAGAAGUACUCCACUGAGGGCACCUGGAUAGAUGAGGCCACCAAGAGAGUCCCUAAUCUGAAAAAGCUUGAUGGGAUCCCUGUGAUUAAGCAAGAAGAGGAAGAGAAAGAGGCAGAAAGUUAAUAUCUUUUUCUAUCCUAUAAUUUUUAUGAAUUCACUACAACAUGCUAGCGAUGAAGAGAGUUUAAAGUAUUUGUGGGUUUUAUACGUGGACUUAAUUUUAAUUUAUACAAUUCUAACAGCUGAUACAAACUUUAAAAAAUAUUAUAAAAAAACAAACAAAUAAAUAAAUGAAUAAUAAAGGUCUUACAUAUAAGCUGAUGCACUUCACCAGUUUAUGACAACUUUUUGGCAUUAUGUAGCUUUCUGUAGUUGUCUGUGUGACUGUAAUUUAAACAUAUCAUAUUUAUGGUGUUGUAAAUUUUUUGGUGUACAGAACAACACACUUAAGGCAUAAAUGGAAAAAUUUUAACAUUUUGUAGCAAAUUAAAGAAAAAAUUAAGAAUGUAUAAUAACGGAUGCAUUUUAAAAUGUUAAAUCCGUCUAGUCUUUUUUUUUGUUGAUGUUUGUUUUAGCAGUGACUUUGAAAGAUUUUUGUAAUGUGAUUUUUACUUUUUUUUAAGAACAAUUUCUAUGAUGUAAAGUUGUGUGUGAUCGAUAUAUCA
Messenger RNA from Clarias gariepinus (North African catfish), 1177 nucleotides. It is a transcript of the gene dnal1, whose product is annotated as dynein, axonemal, light chain 1. Gene Ontology annotation, molecular function: protein kinase binding. The record is from RefSeq and is a predicted model, not a curated record. Gene Ontology annotation, cellular component: cytoplasm. The transcript is spliced from 8 exons. NCBI's taxonomy places the organism in Eukaryota, Metazoa, Chordata, Actinopteri, Siluriformes, Clariidae. Bases 54 to 635 code for a protein of 193 amino acids.